Molecule: messenger RNA, 1103 nt
Organism: Neodiprion virginianus
Lineage: Eukaryota; Metazoa; Arthropoda; Insecta; Hymenoptera; Diprionidae
Exons: 3
Coding region: 294-1103 (269 amino acids)
Source: RefSeq, a predicted model, not a curated record
AGAAUGUAUCUUGAGAUGAAGAAUACGAUUUCAUUUUCUGAACAGAUAUGAUAUUUGUACGAAAUUCACCUCCGAUUUAUCGUACGAUAACAUUUAUAAUCUUUUUCACCGGCAAUUAACAGUGUCCGAGAAUCAUAAUUAUCUGGUAUUCGAACGCGCAAUAACGUGAACAAUAAUGACAGUGAUAAAUAACAUACAAACAUGUUUCACAACCAUCCAAGGGCUUGAAUGAACAAAUGAAUUUAUUUUCAUCUUAUCAGCUAGACCUAAAUAAAUAUUACCGGUAAUCUCAUAUGGGAAUUAUGGAGAAGAACAAAAUCCUGUUGUUCGCUGUCAGCGAUUUGUUUACUGAAGAAACGCUUGAGCAUAUUCUACGUAAAGUAUCUUGUGAGAAAAAAGUCGAAAUACUAAGCUGGAACUUUGGCGACGGAAGUAGCAAGGGUGAUGCCUACUUAUCGGUCGUCAAUAGAAUCAAAGUGAAGGGCAUCGCAGGUAGCAGUCCAACUGAAAUAUCACUGGUCGUUAAAUCAAUGCCAAGGAAUUUGGGCAGAAGGAAAAUGUUGAGAAGUACAGACUUCUUUCGCAACGAAAUCACCUUUCAUCUUGAGAUAUACCCAAAGUUUCAAAACUUCCUGAAAUCUAAGGAUAUGAGUGAUUUCAUCAUUUUACCUCGUUGGUUGGCUGCUGUAACGGACGGAUUAAAAGAUUUCCUUGUUAUGGAAGAUGUUAGCAUUAUCGGAUUUAGCCCAGUAACUCGUCAAAAAACUUUAAAUCUAUCGCAAUGCAGUCUAAUUCUGAAAGCUCUAGCCAGAUUUCAGGCAGUCUCGUUUGCCUACAAAGAUCAAAGAAAAAAAGAGUUUCAAAAACUAGCAGAUCAGCUAUCAGAGAGUUAUAUUACUUCAAAAUUAUACAAUUGGUACAAAGCUUACCAAGUUAGUACCCACCUUACCUAUUCAUCACUUUAUCAAUUUAUCCAAUUAUGUAAUAAUUUAUCAUCUUGCAUGCAGUUGAAAAGAGAUAUUUAUGAAAUUCUGUUCUCUAGUUAUACUAAGAUAUUAGAUACCAUAAAUAUCUAUCCUCCAAACUCAUUAUACAGUAUCUAA